UUUCCUCCUGGGGCGUCUGGGAGGGCUCACUGGGGACGAAGAGGGUCCCUCUGCGCCCCUUCUUCCCGGGCGCUGUGAAGGAGACGGGACCUCUGUUGAGCGGGCUGUGGCUUGCCCCAGAUCGGUGCCUGCGUCGGGCCGAGGUGUGGGUUGCGCCGCCCCUGAGCCCGGGCAGUGUUGUUCUCCAUCUCCUGAGGCUUCUUUUGAGCCCCAGAGGCUGGAGCCGUUGUCGGUGUUAACGAGGAGUCCUUGAGAUCUUCCGGUGGCAAUGGAGGCUCCGUAUGAUGGCACUGAAGUAACUGUGGUGAUGGAGGAAAUCGAGGGCACAUACACCUACGCGUCACCUGUGCCACCGAAGAAGAAAAAGAAGCAUAAAAGUGCUGGUGAUCAUGGAGAGAAAGCCAAAAAGCCUAGAUCUGCUUACCUCCUCUACUAUUACGACAUUUAUUUGAAAGUACAGCAAGAGCUUCCUCACCUCCCUCAAUCUGAGAUCAACAAAAAGAUCAGUGAGAGCUGGAGGCUGCUCAGCGUGGCUGAAAAAAGCUAUUACUUGGAGAAAGCCAAGCUAGAGAAAGAAGGCUUGGACCCGAACUCCAAGCUGCCUGCCCGAACUGCAGUGGUUGCAGACAUUCCAGGCUUCCGUAAGAUCCUUCCUCGCUCAGACUACAUCAUUAUCCCCAAAGCCACCCUUCAGGAGGACAGGAGCAGGCAGGCGCUAGAGCUGUGUGUGGCGCAGGGCCGGCCGGCAGCUGAAGGGCGAGCGGUUUCCCCCGCCGGUGCGACCGUGUCCCACGGGGCUGUGCCGAGCGUGGUGGCCGUGGAGCCGGGCCGGGCCGGCGCCUCCGAGCCGCGCCUCACCAUCGAGGGGCUGGUGGAAGAGCCUGCUGCCUUCAGCCAGCCCGACGCUGUGGAGGAGGUGGUUGCCUCGGAGGUUCUGUCUCACUGCACUGGGCCUGUGGUGGAGAAGGCGGCUGGAGAUAUCCUCUUGGAUGAGGCUUCUUUGGAAAUAGAAGGACAACCGUAUCAGGCGGCUCAGGUGGUUAUUGAAGAGACUCUAGUGAGCAGCUCCACAGACGUCUCCAAUGGGAGCAUUGCUGUGGCCCGGCCUCAGGUGUCAGACGGCGUGUCCGUGGUUACUGUGGUGACGGGGAGGGAUAACAAAGAGAGUAGCUCCUCCACACCUGCCACACAGUUUAUUAUGUUACCUUUGCCAGCUCAUUCCGUUGUGGAGAACCCAGCGUCAAUUAAAUUGACAACCACCUAUACCCGCAGGGGACAUGGAAAUUGCACCAAUCCUGGCUGUUCCUUCACUUAUGUCACCAGGCAUAAGCCACCAAAAUGCCCGACAUGUGGGAACUUCCUGGGAGGGAAAUGGAUCCCAAAGGAAAAGCAACCAAAAAGCAAAUCUGAGCCAAAUUCAGGCACCUCUCUUAAAACUCCUGCAGCUAAAAGAGGGCAACAGUCAGCGUUCACAGAACCAGCAACUGUUAGUGAGAGCACCUCCAAGUCUGCCUCGGAAAGCUCAGAAGCUGUCAGCCAGCUGCUGAAGGCUGUGCCUGCUGGAGGGCAAAUGCAGGAGACAGAGUGGGAGGAAGUGAUCAUCUCUGAGGCUCACAUUCUUGCAAACAAUGUGCUUGCUGAAGACAGGAGUGCUGUUGGAGUGGUGUUGGCUCAAGAGAGCCAACGACAAGGAGACUCUUCAGAGCAGGCAGAAAAAGAGAGCGUGGGGCUGGGGAUGCCACCGUCUUCUGAGGUGCCAAGUCCAAAUGCCACUGCAAAGAGGCCAGUGGGAACUGAUGCUCCAGCUCCUACACACAAAGGACAAGAAGUAAAGAGCAAAGCAAGGCCCAAGCCCUCCUUGCUGGCCGCAGCCAGGCCCAUGCGAGCCAUCCUGCCCGCGCCGGCCAGCGUGGGCAGAGCCGCGGGCGCGGAGCAGCCCGGCAGCAGACAGCCAUUCGCCAGCACCGACAAGCCUUCCCCUGUGAGAACAUCAGGCUUGAAGCCCAGUACGCUGAAACAAUUGGGCCAGUCAGUUCUGCAGCCCCCAAGUGCUGAGGAGAGAAAGCUCCACAGUGCUUUGUCCAGCAGGGCAUCUCAGGUUAAAGUGGUGGAGGUCAAACCAGACAUAUUCCCUUCCUACAAGUACAGCUGCACCGUAACUCUGGAUUUGGGAUUGGCAACCUCCCGUGGCAGAGGGAAAUGCAAGAACCCCUCCUGUAGUUACGUGUAUACAAACAGGCACAAGCCACGAAUCUGUCCAAGCUGUGGAUACAAUCUUGCCAAAGACAGAGCUGAGAAAACAGCAAAAUCCCUGGAGGUCAGCCCAGGUCAUUCUGAUGUGCUGAACACCAGUGAGCCCCUAACCCCAUCGCAGAAGGAGAUCCAGCGUCAGUCUACGCUGCAGCUGCUGCGCAAGGUAGUGCAGAUCCCAGAGAACGAAUCAGAGCUGGCCGAGGUCUUCACACUCAUCCACGAACUCAACAGCUCACGGCUCAUCCUGUCCAACGUGAGUGAGGAGACAGUCACCAUAGAGCAGACCUCCUGGUCAAACUACUAUGAGAGUCCAUCUGCGCAGUGCCUCCUCUGUAACAGCCCAUUGUUCAAGGGGGGACAGAAUUCCCUUGCUGGUCCUCAGGAGUGCUGGCUGCUGACAGCUAAUAGAUUACAGUUGGUUACAGCUCAGGUCAAAGUGUGCUUGAACCUGCAGUGUCUGGCCCUCCAUAGCUUCACUGAUAUUUACACAGGACUUUUCAAUGUGGGCAACAAGUUGCUAGUGAGCUUGGAUCUUCUGUUUGCAAUCCGAAACCACAUUAAACUUGGAGAGGAUCCUAGAGUGGCUGUUGGCAAUAUUCUCGACUCUGUUCAGGAGCAAACUGAAAAGAGCCUAAGUCCCGAUGAGCAGGUUCAGCUCCAGGAACUGCUGUGCAACGGCUACUGGGCCUUUGAGUGCCUAACAGUCCGGGAUUACAAUGAUAUGAUCUGUGGAAUCUGUGGCAUAACCCCCAAGGUGGAAAUAGCCCAGAGGAAUGUGGAAAAUGUCCUGGCACUGAAAAAUAUUGAGUUUACCUGGCCAGAAUUCUUGCCAUCAAGUGAAGUGAAUGUAGAAGACUUCUGGUCCACAAUGGAGACAGAGGUGAUCGAGCAGGUGGCUUUUCCUUCUAGCAUCCCCAUCACAAAGUUUGAUGCCUCUAUUGUUGCUCCUUUCUUCCCUCCUCUGAUGAGAGGAGCAAUGGUGAUCAAUACUGAGAAGGACAAGAACCUGGAUGCACAGCCAGUGCCAGGUAAUGGGAGUGCCUUGGUGAGGCUCCUUCAGGAAGAAAUCCUCAGGCUUGACCUGAUAAACUCUUACAGUGAGGAAGAGCUGCAGAGCUUCCUGACACAGUGUGGCAUCCCCUGGGAGGCUUCGGCUACAAAGGACCAGCUCUGCUACUCCCUCCUGGCGCUCUAUGAGUUUGUACAGAAUGGGCCGAGCGUCACACAAACCUCCGCUCAGCACACCGGGGGGAAAAUCUACAAAGUGUGUCCACAUCAGGUUGUGUGUGGCUCAAAGUACAUUGUAAGAGGAGAAAACGCCCGGGACCAUGUGGACUUGUUGGUUUCCUCCCGUCACUGGCCUCCGGUGUACGUUGUUGACACAGCCUGUUCGGUGGCACUGUGUGCAGACGUCUGCUGCCCUGGCCUGACUUCCCAGAUGUGGGGCAAAAACCAGGGCUGCUUUUCUGACCCCAUGGGUCCCCCAACGUACGUGUCAUGCCCUGAGCUGCUAGACCAGCAGUACAGCGUGGACGUGACGGUGGCCGAGCCCUCUGUCCAGCACCCCGUCACCAAGUCGCCCGUGCGCCGCAUCGUCCACGCGGGCUCAGAGCAGGGCGACGCCACGGCCCAGCACCGCUGCCUGUCCCUGUGCCGCGAGCUGCAGCCCUACGCCGCCGUCAUCGCCGCCCUCCGCGACAGCAGGACCAGCACCGUCCGCCAAAGGGCCAUCACCUUUGACAACGCCACCCACUAUUACCUCUACAACCGCCUGAUGGACUUCCUCACCAGCAGGGAGAUUGUCAACCGGCAGAUCCAGGAGGUGGUGCAGAGCUGCCAGCCUGGAGAGGUGGUCAUUCGCGAUGCUCUCUACCGCCUCGGAGUGGCCCAGAUUAAAACAGAGGCAGAGGAGGAUGAAGAGGGGAAGCAGGAGGAAGACAGGGGUUGCUGAGUCACAGCACGGCGUGUUUGUUUCUGUCUCUGGCCGUGCGGAUGGGCGGGCAGGGACAGCUUCUGCAAGCUGCGGGCAGCUGUCUGACUUGAGGGUUUUAUUGUUCACAGGUUGGAGGUGUGAUGCCGGGGGCUUUGACUGCUGUUAAUGACCAAAGAGCUGUGUGCUUCCAGAGUCACGGCUGCUGCUGCCAGCGUGAGUCUCUCGCCCCCUUCGCUGAGGCUGAGCUGCCUCCCGGGGUGUGUGAUGGACCCGCUGGUGAGCGCUGUGAACCGUGGCCCUCCCUGCAGCUGACGAGGGGAGAAGGGAGAGGCUGUGCUGGGAGCAGGGCAGCGUGCGUGGACGAGCGCACAAGUGUUUUAACUCUGAAUCUUGCUUGCUGACUUCUUUGUGCAUAUUGGUGGCAGGGCUGAGGGUGUGUGGCCAGGCAGGAAAGGCAGAUAGCUAAGGUUACUUUCCCCAAAACACUGAAUGGAUUAGUUUCAGACACCGACUCCUGCUUGAAAGUGUUGCAGAGCUCUCAUGCCUUGGCUGCAAGGAGUCUGGAACACGUCGUGUCUGGGGAGCCUCCCUGGAGCCUGCACUCCUGAGGCCAGGGUCGUGGGUGCUUUGGCUGCAGGAAGGUUCUAGAAUUUUUUGUUUGUCCCUUCACAUGAGCACUAGUAAUUUAGAGGCUGAAACACACAGGGAGUGAAGACAGUCACACACAACCACAGAAUCUCAAGGGCUGGAAGGGACCUUGAAAGAUCAUCCAGUCCAAACCCCUGCUAGGGCAGAACCACCUAGAGUAGGUCGUGUGUGUUCGGGUAAGAAUUGACUGGGUGAGCCCCAGGGGAACCAGGCUCCUCAGAGGGCUGUGUGAGUGUGGUGUCAGGUGGUGGCUGUGGGAAGGGGAAGGACACUCCACGUUUCUGUGCUGUCCCCCUGGACACUCUUUUUUUUUUUUUAAUUUAACUUUUUUUUAGCAGUUUUAUUCUAUUUUAAGGCCUUUUUGAUGUCCUGCUCUUAGAACAGAGUCACAAAGCCUGUGGAAUUAAGGAGAAAUGAUGAAUUCAGUGUCACUGGAGCGAGCAGGGUUUGGUGUUCUUCCCUCAGGGGUGGCACUGGGGAACCUGCAUCCACCUGUGUGCUCUCAGCACUGCUGGGUCUCCUGUUGGCCCUGCCUGUGGCCACACAGCACUGCAGGGGUUAGAGGGGUCUGGUGCUGCCUGGUUGCUUUAUCGUCUCCUUGAGGGGAGUGGGACUGGCACCUCUGCCCCAGCAGCACGUUUGAAGGACACUGGGGCUGCAGUGCUGUGUUGUCUGUGGCCAGCUGUGUGCUGGCGAUGAUGGUGAAGGUGGAAGGAUGUUUGCUCUGACCUGCAGAGGAAAGGAGGGGGCUGCUGGACUGUUAAGUUGCCAUCCAGGGAGUUUAUUUUGUCUGAGCAGUGGGGAAGAUUCAGAGGCUUGCAGUGUGGUUGAAAACUCCCUUCUAUGAAGGGGAACCUACUGAGUACCAUACUGUUAAAGUAAAUGGAUUAAGUCUGAGCAAAUGCAGUUAACUUGGCUUGGGAUUUUUCUUUUAAGAACAUUAACUUAUUAUAAGAGACAUUAGUGACUUUUUACAGUCAGUGAUAAAGUUUAAUAAAUUAUCUCCAAUUUUUGGGGUGGAACCAUG
Molecule: messenger RNA, 5861 nt
Organism: Colius striatus (speckled mousebird)
Lineage: Eukaryota; Metazoa; Chordata; Aves; Coliiformes; Coliidae
Gene: HMGXB3
Product: HMG-box containing 3
Exons: 20
Coding region: 269-4204 (1311 amino acids)
Source: RefSeq, a predicted model, not a curated record